CCGAUCAGGUAUGUGUAAAACCUCAUAUUUGAGGUAUACUCGAUCGAAUUCAGGUUUAUAUUUGAAGUGAUACCCUAUCGGGUGUGUCGGUGUACCCGAUCGGGUAUAGAAACUCGAUCAUGAUCAAAAUCUUCCCUGCAUGUUCGUUUGUCUUCGGAUCUGAUCCGAUUUGAAAUUUAAACAAGAUACCCGAUCGAGUAUAGGUCAUACCCGACCGGGUAUGGACCAAAAAAUCAGGAUCUUCCUUUUUUCUUUUGAUUUUGCACCUUCCUUCCACUUUUGGGGUUCACCGACUGUCCUUUGAGUGAUCAAGACCUGUUUGAGCUCAUAAUAAACCUAAUCUAAACAAUUUACAAGUAUUUAAUAAACUAAACUAUUACACCAAAAGUGUGUAAUUUCCAAAGUAAAAAUCAAUCAAAACUAAUUAAAAACAUAAACAUACAUAUGGAAAUUACAAACGUAUCAACUCCCCCACACAUAGUUCUUUACUCGAUAUCGAGUAAAGUAAAAUGUUUCCAAAUGGUCCAAGAGUUUUAAGUAAGAAAGAACAUAAAAACCACCAAGGAAUUAUAAAAUGUUUUACAAAUAAGACAUUCUUCUUGAGUUUUUCAGUUUUCUAUGCUCUCGCUUUCUUCCUCUUCUUCUUCUUCUUCUUCUUCUUCUUGAGUCUUCUCAUUAUCCAAAGAGAUCAAAUGAGUGCCUGCAAAAACAAAUAUUUCUCUCAUAUCUCUCAUUUUGCCUAGGAGCCUUUUCAGGUUUUCAUCCUAGCAUCUCUUUUCAUUUUCCACUCUCCCUAACUCACUCUUUUUUUGUUUUAUAAGCCCUUUUUGCUUAGAUUGCCCAUUUUUGGGGGUUUUCAACCUAACUAGCAUUUCUUUUUUUUUAUUUAUUCCUUUUUUUGUGCUCAAAAAUACUAAAAGUAAAGAGAAACAUGCUAGUUUCAAGGUAGAAAAAAAAGAAAUUUACAUACCAAUGAGUGGUCUCCCCCCUUCUUAGCUUGAGGCAUUGUCCCUAAUGCCUGCCUUCUCCGCCAUAGUAGCCACCUCCAAAGCCGCCACCAAAGCUGCUAUCAAAUCCGCCACCGGUGCCGCCAUCCCCCAUUGUGUCGUUGCCUCCACCACCGGAGCUUGAACCGCCAAAGCUACCCCAAUGAGCGGGGUCGUACCAAGAGGAUGGUGGUGGAGGAGUGGCCAUAGUAUGAAAAGAGCCUUGAUGGACGAAGUAGGAGUACAUAGGUCCAUAAAGCCUACGUUGAUCCUCCUCAUAGCGGUGGUUGUCGACUUCCCGGAGCUCUUCCAUCCGUUGAAAACCCGCUCUUUGGUCCUCCUGAAUUUGAGUGAGUCGGUCCCCCAUGGCUAUGUAGUUUGUGUUCAUUUGGUUGUACCUCGCAAGUAUUUGUUGUUGACCCUCCAAAAUUUGUUGAAAAUAGUUGGGUGGUGGAGGGUCUUGAGGCUGCUCGGGGAUGUCUACGUCCAUGUCUUCAUGAUCAUGGGGUCCGGCACAAGGCUCGUCCUCGGGUUGGUCAUGUUGAGGUUCUUGGAGAUGUGGUGGAAGGGUGUGUGGGAAUAGAUAGUGGGGCACCUCGACCUCUACUUUGUAUAAUAGUUUGGGGAGGUCUGGGCUAGGCAUGGGGAAGUGUUUGAUCGGUUUUGGGUGUAUGAGCCAAUUGUACAUGUUUUUCGGUUGUUCACCGCCAUACACCAUGUGGGAAAAAGCUGUGCAUCCUGAGUGACCCAACCAAGCCAUAUUCAUCAAACAAUAGUCAGGUAUAGGAGAGUUAUCCGUAUACCCGAACUUUUUUACCAAGUGCAUAAUUACCCCACCCACAACAAUGGCCCCUCUUGUCGUGCUUUCUUUUUUCAAAUGUGCCCACAUUAGAUUGCACAGAUUACAAUCCACAUGGCGACGGAAUAAAGCUACAGACAUCAAGCAUACAUCCCCCAUCCUCAUGUGAUGAUUGUUGGGGCGCCCAAGCAAACAGUUUGCUAAAAAUUUCAAGAAUAAUCGGAGGACAGGGUGUUGGACAUGGCUAAUGUACAAUUGGGAGGAGCUAAAAUUCACUUCACCGGUCAUCUUUGUCCAAAGUGAAUGACCGAAAAUGGUGUUAUCGGAUAUGGUUCUUUCGUAGGGGACAGGGAUGCCAAAAUGUUCGACAAACUCAAGUUUCGUUAUUGAAUAGUUUUGGUUGAACAAACGAAACCUGAGUUUGUCAUCCCUAAAAUCAGCCUCAUCACUUUCAAAUUUCACCGAACUCAGAAAUUCAUAGAUAAUUCGUUCAUUAGAGUUGUAUUUCAUUUUGAAGAUACGGUCCAUAUUCAACUCAUGAAAGAAUUUCCUAGUACUCUUAUACACUCCUAAUUCACGAAGAGCAUCGUGGCAUAGAAAACGGGAUGGUUUUACUUGCCUUGCAAUUGUGGUGAGGAAUCGAGCUCGGUGUUCGUUGUCGGCGAAAUGGAGGUCCUCGUAGCCUGGGAUGGGUGCCAUAUCGUUGGAGCUCUGCCCUUUGUCCUUCCUUGGUGCCAUUAUGGUGAUUUGAGAGCUUAAAAUCCGAAAACUAAAAAUGGGGGUAUGGUUUUUUCGGACCUUUGGAAAUUGGGGGAAAAUUAGGUUGGUUGGUAUGGGUGUUUAGAGGAGAGUGAGGGGAGUAUUUUGGUGGUGGAAUGAGGUGAUUUGAUGGAGAAAUGAGGGAGACAUGGUAGAGAGAAGGUUUGAAAAUGGAGGUUGGGGAAGGGUUGUUCGAAAUUUGGGUUGGGAAAUUGGGGAAGAUGAAGUGAAUUGGGCUAUUUUGGGGUUAAAAUGCAGGUGUACCGAUCGAGUAUUGUGUUAUACCCAAUCGGGUAUAGGAGGCAGUGUGUUUAGGGCUUCAGUUUUCCAGGCUUACCCGGCCGGGUAUUGUAUUGUGCCCGAUCGGGUGCUGGAGGCAGGCUGUUUUGGGUUUAAGUUUUCAAGGCUUACCCGACCGGGUAUGAAGUAGCACCUGAUCGGGUAUGUUUCUUUUUCCACAUUUUGAGCCCUGUACUCGAUCGAGUGCUGGGAGCAGGUUCCAUUUAGCUUCGCCUUUCUAUGUGUACUCGACCGAGUAUGUAAUUGUACCCGAUCGAGUAUACAUGCAUUCUUGAAAAAAUUAUGCUCCUUCGAUCGAGUAGUGACUCGGUUCCCCUUUUUUAGCCAUACCCGACCGAGUACUAUGUGGUACCCGAUCGGGUAUAUCCCCAGAUCGUCGGAAACCUGCAUUUUCUUUCCCUCCAAAGAUGUGGUUAGUGCCCUCUCUCACUCAUCUCUCAAACAAUUAUGAAAAAUGAACUUUAAACACUCGAAAUAAUGAAAAAUAAAACUUGGGUUGCCUCUCAAGAAGCGUCUAAGUUAACGUCGUGGCCCGACGUUAUUCAUUUUUUUUCCAGGUGGAAUCAUGAGUAACCCCUUCUUCAAAAACAACGGCCUUGUGUGGCCCUUUUUUAUCUUGUUAUUUCGGUCUUGUUCAUUUAGACCGGAUUUUCAUUUUAGUUACCACCUCAAUUUCCGAUGGUUUCGAUUCAUUUUCAGAGGGUUUAUUUAAUGGUGACUUGUCUAGUGCUUCCUCAAUGAUCAAGAUUGAUUCAUUUUUUUUCUUUAAAUGGAGUGAUUUUUUAUAGAAUUAUAAAUGUUAUAUUCUAUUUUUCUUCCAUCAAAUUCCAUAGUUAAAAGCCCGCUAGAUACAUCGAUUUUUGAACUAACAGUUUUUAAGAAUGGUCUCCCUAAUAAAAUAGGGACUUCAUGUCUAUUACUCUCCAUUUUAAUCACAUAAAAAUCAGCAGGGAACACUAGAUCGCUCACCGAGACAAGUACAUCUUCCACCACCCCUUUUGGAGAAAUAGUUGAUCCACCGGCUAGUUGGAUUAUGACGCCGGUUUUCUUUAAAGGGCCAAGGUUCAAGGAAUUAUAAAGAGUAUAGGGAUCACGUUAAUUGAUGUCCCUAAGUCCAACAUGGCUCCAAAAGUGGUGUCUCCCAGCUUGCAUGGUAUAGUGAACAUGCCUGGGUCAGUGCAUUUUUUUGGAAGUUAUUUUUGAAAAACUGCUGAGACAUGUUCACUAAUUUCAAUUUUCUGUUUUCCCUUUAAGUUUGGGGUCCUCUUGAUUGUGCAUAAUUCUUUUAAAAAUUUGCAAAUCGAGGGACACUUUUAAUUGAGUUGAGGAGGGAGAUAUUUACCUUGCAUUUGGCGAAUGUAUCGUACAUGUCUUUGUCUUUUUUCAGCGGCCUUGUCUCCCUCAAUGCUUCGGGAAAAGGAGGUUGUGGUUCGUAUGAUGACACUGGUGGACUCUUUGUGUCCAUCUCUUCCGGUUGCUCUUCCUCUUGAAUAUCUUCCUCUUCAUCCUCCUCUUUUUCUUGCACUUCUUUUCCGCUUCUCAACAUGAUAGCAUUAACAUGGUGCCUUGGAUUUUAUUCUGUUUGAGAAUGAAGCUUUCCGGAAUCUUUUGCUUCAAGCCUGCUUACGGCUCCAGCUAUUUGACUCACUUGGCUUUCCAAGUUUUGUAUGCUAGACUUGGUCUCAUGUUGAAAUUGAACCAUGUUUUGUUGCAUGGUUGAGACAUUUGAGGUGAGUGCUCGGAUCAUGUCUUCAGUGGACAUAUUUGAGCUUGAAAUUUGGUCUUGGUGAUUUGGGAAAGAUUGUUGUAAGGGCUGACUUUGUUGUGGUUGAGGGUUCCCAUAUCUCAAAUUCGGGUGAUCUCUCCACCCGGGAUUGUAGGAGUUAGAGUGUGGAUCGUACCUCUUUUGUUGAUGAGUUUGGAAACCCAAAGCAUUGGCUUGUUCUUCUUGAAGAGUUGGACAAGAAUCGGUUGGAUGCCCCUGCUGUGUGCAUAUGUCUCAGACCUUGACCUCUUGGUUUCUAGGAUUUAAAAGAAAAUCCUUAACCAAAGAAGUCAAGCCGGCCAUUUGACUUUCCAAAGAUGAAUAUGAUUCCGCUGCGGCAACGUUUCGGAUUGAGGACCGCCCGGUGUAAUGCCUAGAAUUCUCGGCCAACUCUGAGAUGAGGUUUCUUGCUUGAGAGGGAGUUUUGUUGACAAUACCCCCUCCGCAUGCUGCAUUAACCAUUUGUCUAUCAUGCUCCGCAAGACCAUCAUAAAAAUAAAGAAUGAGGUCUUGCUCCGUAUAUCCAUGGUAUGGACAACUAGCACAGAGCUUUUUGAAGCGCUCCCAGAAUUCAUAAAGUGAUUCAUCAUCACCUUGUUCGAUAUUGCUUAUUUGCUUCUUUAAAGAGGAGGACACGGAGGCGGGAUAGUACCUUUCCAAGAAGCAUUUCUUCAUUGCCGCCCAUGUGUCUAUGCUUCCCGAAGGAAGAUAGAAGAGUCAAUCCUUUGCGGUGUCUUUUAGUGAGAAUGGAAAAGCCCGCAGUUUGAUUUGUUCUUCCGUCACACCAUUUGGACACAUGCUUGUGCAAAUGAUGUGAAACUCCGAGAGGUGUUUGUUCGGAUCUUCUCCUCUCAAGCCAUGGAAGGAUGGCAGCAGAUGAAUGGGCCCAGAUUUUAGCUCAAACGUAUUACCCUCAUCGAGAGUAGGGAAGGUAAUACAUAACGGUUGUUGGUUCAAGUUUGGAGCUGUGAGCUCCCUCAGUAUUCUUGUUUCAAGAACCAUGUGAAAGGACUCUUCGGACUCGCUAGAACUAGAGCUAGAGGUGGAUGAAUCUCUAGUAGAUGAUUCCUCCGAGUCGGUGUUUGAAAUUUUACUUUUCAACCGCUCGAAAGUUUGUUCUAUUUUGGGGUUUGAUUGGUAGGUGAUUUUGUUCAGUGAACAAUAUUUAACCAUAUACUUCAAAGCUCAGAAAUAGAAGAAUAAGAACUCUUUAUAUUUUAUUUAUAUAUAUAUAUAUUUUGAGUUUUCUUGAGAUAAAAAAAGAAACUAAUUGUCUUUCCCCGACAACGGCGCCAAAUUUGACGUGCACUUGUCGUGAGGUGCACUCAAAAUAAAUACAAUACAACGAAUAUACGUAGUAUAAUGAAGUAAGGUUCGUAUCCACAGGGAAAUGAAUACUUUUCUUUUAUAAGAAUGGUAACAACGGGGGUUUUGAUUGCGUGAUGAAUUAAAAAUGUAUUUAAACACUAAGAUGAAUGACUUAUAUGAGUUUAAUUAAUAGAUAUGAGGACUUGGUUUUGCUUUUAUCCACUUAAUGAAAUGUUCGCCGAUCCCGGUUAUAUCUUUAACUAUCUUCCUCUCGAAUACUCAAUCGAGGAGUAUAUCCAGUUCAUCGAGGGUAGUUAUUAAUAACGAGACGCGUCCAUUAAUAAAACUUAAUACCGAGUCAAUAUAGAACACGCGCCGUAUAUUAUCCCGAUAGUAGCAAUAAACUUAAGAUGAAAACGAUUGAGAUUGAUAACCUCAACACAAGCGAUUUAUUGGUUUAAUCAAUAUAAUUAAUUCCCCCUAGAUUAUUAACCAUAAGACGCAUGCAUUAAUAAUCAAAGUUUUACUACCGUUGAAAGAACCGAAUUAUUAACAAGCGUAUUAAUCGGUUGAUUCUAGUAAUAAUUAAUAUAUGAAACAAAACUAGUUGAUCCUUUAAGUAAUGCUCAAAAUAUUAAUAUGGAAUAUGAAUAGGAAAUAAUUAAUAUUCAAGGAAGAAGAUUAAAGAAAAUAACUCACAACUUACAAAUUCAUUAAGCUUCAAAGUAGCAAAACCAAGAUGGAAGAGUUUAGCUCUUCAUUUGGAGACUAAACAUGAAGAAAAUAUAAAGAAAAAAUUAGUCUAGACUGAGCUUAGAAGUAUAUGUGAAUUGGUGAUCUAAUUGUGAAAGGAAGGGGGUGUAUUUAUAGACUUUUGGGGAUGUAGCUCGGAUACCCGAUCGGGUAUAUACAUGGUACCCGACUGGGUAUGCGUGAAGUGCCAGAUUCGAGGUAUACUCGAUCGAUUAUGGGAUUUAUUACAUAGGCAUACCCGAUCGGGUGUGUUCUUGUACCCGGUCGGGUAUGGGUAAAAAUUCAGGUUUAUAUUUGAAGUGAUACCCGAUCGGGUGUGUCGGUGUACCCGAUCGGGUAUGGACACUCGAUCGUGGUCAAAAUCUUCCCUGCAUGUUCCUUUGUCUUCAGAUCUGAUCUGAUUUGAAAUUUCAACAAGAUACCCGAUCGAGUAUAGGUCAUACCCGACCGGGUUUAGACCAAAAAAUCAGGAUCUUCCUUUUUUCUUUUGAUUUUGCACCUUCCUUCCACUUUUGGGGUUCACCAACUGUCCUUUGAGUGAUCAAGACCUUCUUGAGCUCAGAAUAAACCUAAUCUAAACAAUUUACAAGUAUUUAAUAAACUAAACUAUUACACCAAAAGUGUGUAAUUUCCAAAGUAAAAAUCAAUCAAAACUAAAUAAAAACAUAAACAUAUAUAUGGAAAUUACAAACGUAUCAAUAUGAAAAGAAUACCAAGGGUCUAUAAACUAAUUUGUUGUGAUUCUGCUUAAUUAGGCUAUGCAAAUUUGUACUAAGAGAGAGCCGCAUAUUCCCUUCUCAAUACCCUAUUGUGUAAUUCGAAAUCUUUGUUUGGUAUUAAAUCGGAUCAUCGUUUCUUCUGUACUCGAUAUAUUUUUUGUAUGAGUGUCGGAUGAUAUUGGGACUAUCAAUUUGCCAAGCGUGAAAUCGAUUGAAGAAUUUCUGAAAAAUUCGGAGUUGACCGAGAGAAUAUCAGACAAAGAACCGCUAUGUUAUUUUUGUUUUCAUUGUUUUAAAGAUUUAGCUGCUGUAAUCUUGUUUGUGAACGAAAAUCUGUAAAAGUUAUACUGUUGGAAUCGCCAUCAUCUAACGAUUCAACAGAAUACCUAAUUUUUUUAUUUCUGUAAUCUUUACGUUUUGAAGAUCUCGACAUUGAGAUCUCGAUAUCAAGGUUUGUACAGGUUACAUGAAAGAUUUCGACUUGAAAUUGAUACACGAGGAAUCUGGACAUUGAGAACUUCUCGGAACAGUUUUAAGUUUUUCACAAUUCGAAAUUUUGUAUUUGAAGGAUCUCGAUAUUUUAGCUUCGAGAAAGGAUCUCGACAUUUAAGGUUCGAGAAAGGAUUUCGACAUUUAAGGUUCGAGAAAAGAUCUCGAUAUUCAGAAAGAACGACAAGGAUCUCGAUAUUCAGGCUUCGAGAAAAGGAUCUCGAUAUUUUAGCAGAUCUCGAAGAUAUAGCAAAUCUCGAAGUUCACGUUCUCGAGUUUUAGGAUCUCGAUAAGCAUUUCUCGAGAUUAAGAUUUCCGGAGCCCAUUUUAAAAAAAGGAAAGAGGGGGGAAAUUUUCUUUUGAGAACCGCUAAUUUUUGCAGCAUUUGUGUCCGCAGGUCGCCCGCGCAGGGGGGUGCGAAUUUUUGAUUUUGAACUGAAAGCCGAAAUCCCAUGUGUGCGAGAGCUCCCCUCUUCUCCUUCACCUUUUACUACUAAGAAAGGAGUGGUUCCUAUUAAUAUGCUCAAAGGUUCCCAAGGAGUUUAGGUGUGGGAUUGUUAAAAAAAUUCUUUUUCUCCUUCUCUUGGAUAAGUGCAUUUCAAUUUUUGAGCUCAAAUCAGAAGAGGUCAAUCUUUCACUCAAAGCUUCCAAGAGUCAACCUUGAGAUUAAAAAAAAUAAUUAAAAAAAAUCUCAAGGUUAAGUCUAUUUUUUCUCAAGGUACAAGCCACAUUUCAAGGUCCAGAAAAUUGCAGAAACUUCAAUCAACAUCACGUCUACGGUCAACAUUCAACAACCAACAAUGGAUGCUUCUAGCUCAUCAUCAUUAUGGAAGAACAUAUGUGCUAAAGUUUCUGAUAUGUCUGAGGUAAGCAAAUCUGAGAAAGAUACAAUCAUCAAGGAAUUAGAAGAGAGAUGAGCAAAUAAUUACAAAGUUUUACUAAAGUAAAUGGAUAAAUCCGCCUCAUUGAGCAUACAACUGGAAAACUCAAAAGAAGAGGUCAAGAAAAUUACACUUGAAAUAGAAGAGCUAACACUCAAAAUAGCUGAUCUAACUUUUAGAUUGCAAGAAACUGAGGCAGAGCGAAACACUGAAAAAGCAAAAAAAUAUUUCCUCAAUAAUAAAAAAAGUGCUCUCUAUCGUAAAAUCAAAGAACUUGAGGAUCUUCUUGCAACAAGAGGUCAAACAGAACAAACCAUUUUCUUAAAUCAAUAAAAAGACAUUCAUUUCUACAAUACCAAAGGAGUUGGUAUAAAGAAUCCAUGUAAUCUGAAGAAAGUGGACUGUAUUCAACUUUAUGACUUGGAUUACAUGCGUCUUGAUUUGUUUGAAAAGAUGGUCUAUUUUAGUGAAGAAGAGACACUUGAGGAAGAGGACAAGAAAAGGUCUAAUCCUGCGGUUGAAAUUUCUUGUGAUUAUGAUACUUUAAAUGAAAGAUAUGAAACAAAAGAACAAGAACUUUCAACUGAUGAGAUUGUGAGUUAUUAUCCUCCAGAGAAGGAAACCGGGACAAAACAGGAAACCUACUCACCAAACACUCAAACCGGGACAAUUGGUAUCUCAAAGUUUGGAGGUGAACCCUGUAUUUCCCCGCUGACACAAAAAAUUCUUGAUUUACACAAGACUUUAGAAAAUGAAAGAAAAAGUUUUAAAGAGGAAAGAGAAUAGCUCUUGAAAGAAAUAUCCUUGUUCCAAACAUCCUCUCAAUCAAGCACAAGCUCACAAUCUCCUUCUCCUCCAUCAUCUGAGAACUGUUCUGAAAAUUCAACAGAUGAUCCUGAAACAUUCACUUCUCACUUUGAGCCACCUUCACCAAUGAGGGCUCCUGUGAAGAGGAGAGUGGAAAGAAGAGGAGAAUGAAUAGAGGACAAGUUAUGAAGAAGAAAGAAGGCAGAAGAAUCUCAUCGGAAGGAUAGGAACUGAUGUUCAAGCGCUCUGUUUUAUGCCAAGAAAAAGAUAUCCACUAAGAAUCAUCAUUUGAGCUCUUCUUCUCCAAAUUGGAUUAAACCAAUAAAAUUCCGCUGCUCUGAGUCUGAGGCCUCCUCCAACCAACUCAAAGUGUUUGAAUGUUCAGCAAAAUCCAAAUAAGUCCGCUUCCGCAAAGGUGAACAUUGGGGGGAGUAUAAAUUACCAUGCUUGAAGUAUCCCCUCAAAGUUCACUCACUCAAACAUUUGAGAAGACUCUAAGGAACCAAUUCUUAAAGACUACUUGUCUGAUCAUUCCCUCACUGAUAGUGAAACCUCUCCUACUCUCAAGCUCAGACAAAAGUGGGUUCCUAAGGCUGAAGCUGAAAAACUAAGAAUGUCAAACUCCUCUCAAUCAGCUAGCCUAGGAUCUCAAAUUAAACAGAAGGUGAAACAACUCUUCAAUGCUGCAAAGGAAGGACUCAUCUGGAAAUGGGUACCAAAACGUACUUAAGCUGCCUUGAAGGUCCGUCAUGUGUGGUAACUGGUCCGAUUGCUCCACACACAUGGCGGGUAUGAAGACGAACUGUGAGCAAUCAAUAGGUGCACAUUAUGAAAGGGAAUACUGGCGCGUACACUCCCGAAUGAGCUGAAAGUCAUCAAAUGCACACCUCAACACCAACACGUGCCAAGAACAAACAAUGAGUGUAUAUUCUGAGGGGGUGUUUCUUUUUCACUCCUCCUGGUGCCAAACAACGAAGAAAGCACAUUCCAAGGGGGAGUUUUCUACUUUACUCUCGGGGAAACAAACAACACAACUUGCAACUUCUGAGGGGGAGUUUCAUUUUUCUCCUCUUGGUACCAGACAAUGCAAAAUGCAAGGAUUCUCUCAUAUUUUGAGGGGGUGUUUUCAAAGUUCUCCUCCCAAGUGCCAAACAUUGUUGAAUGCAUCCUGCUGAAUGCUCCAGUUGAGGGGGAGCACAGAGAGGAAAGAUCAAAGAGAAAUGAUAGAUAAGUCUCAAUGGCUUAGCAAACCCAACUAAGCCUACCCAAGCCUUUAGUGAGGGAGUGAGUGAGUGAGUGAGUAACACUAUGAAAGUGAGGAAGCAGAAGGCUCAACUGAGCAAGAAAACAAUAUUCAAAGACAAGUGUGCUACCUCAACUGAGCGAUCAACUGAAGAAUCAAUCCUAGUCACUCAAAUAAUCCAGACAAUUCCCCAUAGGUACAGGACUGAAUUUAUUCAGAUCCCGGGUAUAAGUCGUUACAUCUUGUCCAACAGCGCAUGCACAACCCUACCCUAGACCACUCAUCUAUUUCCCAAAAGAGAAGUGUUUCAUCAAAAUUUCAUGGGGAACCUCAUUAUUUAUCACUGUCUCCUUCUGAGGCGACUGAUACUAACUACAGUGGCCCACAGUCCCAUGCCACUAGACUUUCAUUGACCACGUCGUGUCUAGUUUUCACACUCCCAAAUGUUUUUAUUUUUCUAGGACACAGACACAUUUUAGAGUCAGUUGCUGGUCUUCAAGACCUGCGAGAACUUCCAUAGGACUCAUCUAUUAUGGAUGUAGACCGAUGAUUGGAUGGAAGUCCUGAUGUUGCAGCAUAGAAAUCACCAACAUUUUCAGGUCAUUCCUAAAGAGUUCAUCUCUAUAGUAAUGAUAACGGGUGUCUACGCGACCCCGGGGGCUACAAGUUUUUCUUUGCAUAUCCUUGUGAUCAUGCCAUAACGACCAGAGUGACAUCUACUUCUGAUGCCUCACGAUGAUCGGUCGGAAGUCCUGUCAGAGCUAUAAUGCUUCUAUCAUUUUAUUCAUGCCACAUAUCAGUAUUUACAUUGAUACUGUGAUAACGGAACACCUCAAUGUUUUUGGACUUUAGUUUUAUUUUGCAGAAUAAAGAAUAAAUAAAGGCAUGACACCCCUAUUUAUUGGAUCGUCAUGAGGGGGAGAGUGGUCCACAUGCUGUUAACUCUCAACAAAUCAUUCUGAAACACUUGCCUCCUCCAACAAAUCCUAUUAUAUCUCUACACCAACCAGCUUCGAAUCAAAUGGUCAGCUACGCUCACAAGUGGAUCAUUAUUUUCCGUUGUGCCACCGACAAGUUCUCCUCAAAAGCAUUCACCUCAAAUAGUAAAAAAGACUACAUUGUGGAGGAGACAUGGGUCAGAUACUCGUAUACUGAAGAUGAAUCCCAUGUGCGUCUGCAAUUCUUCAAGAACAUUCAUUCUAGAGGCGCCACUGGACUUCAUCCAAGCUGAUCAAGAGCAACUUCUGAAAGGUAAAGACUAGAUGCAAGAUACUGAAGAUUUCUCAACCCCCGACAUCAAAGAACAAAUUGCCAAAAACACAUCAAAGGGGAGAUUGCAAAUAUUUCUUUAGAAAGCCUUCUUAAGAAGUCAAGUUCAAAGACAAAGGAAGCUGAAUAACAACAAAGACAAAGAUAUCUGCGCUGCAAUGCUGAUUCAACACGAUUGAACACCAAGGGGGAGUGUUGGGAAUAUUUUAUGUUGUCCAAUCUAUUUAAAUAUCUUUGUAUUUGUGUGGUUAUUAAUUAAAUGUGUAAUAUGGGCCACAAAUGUAUUUCAGCCCAUUAGCCCACAUGUAAGCCUUAAGUUAGUCAUUCUUAUGUAUAAAAGGAUACUAACUUAAGAAAACCCUAAGCCUUUAAUGCACAUAUUAUUCUAGAGUAAGAGAGAGCUGCAUAUUCACUUCUCAAUACCCUAUUGUGUAAUUCGAAAUCUUUUUUUGGUAUUGAAUCGGAUCAUCGUUUCUUCUGUACUCGAUACAUUGUUUGUAUGAGUGUUGGAUGAUAUUGGGACUAUCAAUUGUAGUGUGUAUUAUUUAUCGGUUUAAUCCUUUUAUCCUACUAAGAUGUUUACUUGCAUUGCUCUUGGAACUUUUGUAACACCACACUUAUAUAUUUGUACUAAUGGAAAUGUUUAGUCUUCUUUUUGAACUUGAUUAAGGGGAAAUUUAAAAGUAUUUUUUUGUUAGAGAUUCAAAAUCUCUUGCAGUCCCGUGACUUGGCUGACAUACCAUUGCUACCUAAUGACGACAUCCCUCGCUUGAAGAUGUGCUAAUUCAUUAAGAGUUGCAAUAUAACAAAUUAAAUUUGAUGAUGAAACAUACAAAGUUGUUGGCCUUGGCCAAAAUGACACGUGAACGUGUGGUGUAUAACAGAGUCAUGGAAUUUGUAGAUCCUAGAAACGGGGGCUUAUA
This is a messenger RNA of Cuscuta europaea, 13001 nucleotides long. NCBI's taxonomy places the organism in Eukaryota, Viridiplantae, Streptophyta, Magnoliopsida, Solanales, Convolvulaceae. The record is from the annotation of a GenBank genome assembly.